UAACCGGAUGUUUGGUAGCUUGCAUUUAGUGUCACCCGGGUGCCGUAGACUGGUAAAGGACACACAAUGCCUUUUUAAAACCGCUCAAUAUGUCGGCUUCGCUCCACUGAAAACCGAUGGAAGUCCUGCCGGCGGGGGUGUGGUGGUCGUGGCCGAGAUAGGAGGCCCAAUCUCGAUGCAAGGGGAGCGAUGGGGGAGACGGUGCGGUUAGGGAUGCUGGUGGUGCUGGUGCUGAGCUGCACCGCCGUGCUGCGUUCAGCAGGCUGCGGUGAGCGGGUGGAGGUCCACAUGGAGCGCAGGGGUGUUAUCUUUAGCCCCUCCUGGCCUUUAAACUACCCUGUCGGACUCAACUGCAGCUGGACCAUCCAGGCGGGCCACGGAGAGAUCAUCACCAUCAGUUUCCGGGUGUUUGAUGUUGGCGGGCCGGGGAGCUGUGAGUCUGGUGAUUGGCUGCUGAUGACAUCAUCCGGGUGGGGCAGCGGGGGUCAGGACUCGCAGCGCCUGUGCGGGUCAACGCGGCCGCCACCAUUCAUUACCAGCAGGGGGCGCGCUUGGCUCUUCUUCCACUCAAAAGUUAACGGCUCAGGUCAAGCUCAAGGCUUCCACAUGUCCUACAUCAAAGGUCACUUGGGUCAGAGCAGCUGUCAGCCGGACGAGUUCCUGUGCGGUAACGGCAAAUGUGUGCCGCAUUCUUGGAAGUGUAAUGGCCAGGAUGAGUGCGGUGACGCCACUGACGAGCGAGGCUGUUCGCCGCCACUCACUGAGGCCCCACCAGGCCCGUGCCCGCGCGGCACACUCCCCUGCGCUUCAGGGCGGUCCACCCGCUGCCUCGCCGCCGCCUUGCGCUGCGACCACUCUCAGGACUGCCCAGACGGCAGUGACGAGCUUGGUUGCCCCGACACAGCGUGUGGAAAACAUCUGGGUCACUUCUAUGGCUCCUUCGCAUCGCCCGAUUUUUUCAGCUCCACUCCGGAGUCAGUGGCCGAACUGCGGUGCUCGUGGGUGGUGGACACGCGGGACCCCAAACCCAUCCUGCUGCGGUUGGACCUGCGGCUGGGGCCCGGCGAUGCGCUGCAUGUGUAUGACGGCACCCUCCAUAGGGCUGAAAACCUCCUGCAGGUGCUGUCCUACCAUAACAACCGUCGGCCCACCUUGCUGGAGUCUAGUCGCGGACAGAUGAGCGUCCUCUACACGGCAAAACUGCAAAGUCCUGGACACGGGUUCAACGCCACCUACCAGGUGAAAGGCUACUGCUUCCCCGGCGAGCGUCCCUGCGGCAGUGAGCAGGGUUGCUACUCAGAACGUCAGCGCUGUGAUGGCUACUGGCAUUGUCCGUCUGGCCGGGACGAGGCAUCCUGUCCGGCGUGUCCUGACGGUGAGUUCCCGUGUGGUGGCGACGUGGCAGACGCCUGCUACCCACCGUCAGAGCGCUGCAACAACCAGAAGAGGUGCCUGGACGGUUCCGACGAGAACAACUGCUAUGACUGCCAGCCGGGCAACUUCCACUGCGGUGACAACCUGUGCAUUUUCGAGACGUGGCGCUGCGAUGGCCAAGAGGACUGUCCGGACGGCAGCGACGAGCACGACUGCCCCACCGCAGUGCCACGCAAAGUGAUCACGGCGGCGCUGAUCGGCAGCCUAGUGUGCGGCCUGCUGCUGGUGGUGGCACUCGGCUGCGCCCUCAAGCUGCACGCUCUGCGUGGCCACGAGUACAGAGCCUUCGAGACGCAGAUGUCGCGCAUGGAGGCUGAGUUUGUACAGAGGGAGGCGCCACCGUCUUAUGGGCAGCUCAUAGCACAGGGACUAAUUCCGCCUGUGGAGGACUUCCCCGCCUACAAUCCCACACAGGCCUCUGUGUUACAGAACAUCCGCUUGGCCAUGAGCCGACAACUCAGACGACACACAAGCCGGCGCUCUUUAGGUUCCUCAUCAUUGCGGCGCCCCUUCGGGCACUUGUGGCAUCGUCUGUUCCGCCGCGAAGGCCGCCCCAGAGGCCAUGUCCCACUUCUGGACCCACCGGUCAGCACCCACGUCAACCUGGGGCUCCACAGCUACCAAACAGGGGGGGGAAACGUGGAUGUUGAACCUGACCGGGGCAACUCGGAGGGCACUGACCCAGGGUGCACGUCGGAGAGUCCCGCCUCUCCUCUCUCCUUCCAAUCAGGCGACAGCCCAGAGGGCACGGCACUGUCUCCGGAGGUGCCUGGUCCGAGUGACGUGUCAGGGCCGCCCCCUCUUACUGGGCCCCACCCUCGCUCCUCUAGAAAACUGGUUCUGGAUCUGGCGCUAAACCUGAAAGGGGUCUCACUUAGACGCUACUCCCCGCUCGGGUCUCUCUCGCCAGCCAAUUCCCUAGCGACAGCCACCCUGCCCCACCCCCUAGGGAGCGUGCCCCCAUCGUCUUCGUCUUCGGAAGGCGAUGCCGACAGUCGGACGGCAGAGAUGAGAUGUCGGGAGAAGAGGAAGAGGAGGAGGAGGAAGAGGAGGUUUGGCGACGACCCUUUGGGUCAACAAACAACGCCUUGCUGACGGGUGAUGCCCGUUAAUCCACCCGGCAACAAAGUGUCCUUGAGUCCCGUGCCCCCUUAUGUCAAUUCUAGCUGAUUGCAAACACCCAGGAGUUCAAUACAAACUAUUCAAACUAUUUUAACAAGCUAAAUGCUAACAGGUUGUGACUCCAUGGCCGCCUUUGAGUCGCUACUUACAGUAGCGCCAGUGUAUUUAAUGCUCGUUGUUAAGAUAUCAUUGUUUUAUAAUUGGGGAAGCAGACAUUUUUUGUCUUUAGGGAAGUUGAUCAUACUAUUUUUGAUUUUGAACUUUGACUGUACCAUUUUAUAGCACUUUUCCAUUACAAGUUCCAGAAGGGCCUGGCCCCGCUCUGCCCCGGGCUCGCUUGGUCUGAACUGGCCUCCGUUGCUUUUCCAUUACAAAAGGCACCAAUCAGAAGUGGGAGGGAUUUGGGGGGGUGCGGUGAAGAAGGUGCAUUGCGGGGACAGUGAUGUAUUUAUUCCUUUUUCUUUGGCUUUUCAACAAGCGUAGGAAUGAGGAGAGGCAAAGAAAGCAAAUAAUUUUACAAGCAGUGAGGCGGAAUACCGUUGAAAAGUAUCGAAAAUUGUUUGAGGUCGUGAAGCAGUACGCUGCCAAAGAUGAAAUGGGGCUUUGAAGGAGACAACCCAUCCGAGUAAGUUAGUAGUGCCUAAUUCGCUGUAAGAAAAACAUGUUGGGCAAUUUACUUGAAGUAAUGUAAUGGGGUGGAAUUUAAUAUAUUAGUCGGUACAACUGUUAAAAUCUGCGCAAAUAUUUACUUCUUGUAAGUGCCAGAUUGCGGUGACGAUAAAGUAAUUUCCUGCCAAUGUUUCCGUAAAAUUUUCAUUAAUCUUCGUUUAUUCACUAAAAAAGACAAGAAAACACAGCUGUUGUGUUUGUGUAUUUUUAUGUAACAAAUUAAUGUAAUAGUAGCAAGUAAUAAGUAUUGCAUUAUGUACAACUAGUAAUGCGCCUUUCAUCUCGGUGUAUUUCAUCUUCUGCCAAUACGGACAAAAAUGCCCGCACCUCCUCAGUCGACCGCGGAACAAAAGCUGCUUUAGACACCAUAAUUGUGAAAGUGACAAGUUCUCUGUUUCAUUUUUUGGGGGGAUGAAAACUGCGCUCAGAAGUGCAAACAUCCAUUGGCCAAUCGAAUGGGAGUGACGUCACGUUAAAGAAAUGCCUAUAUGUAUUGGCCCAUCAGAUGACAGUGACGUCACGGCCCUCCUCGGCCUGUGUUUUAGAACCAGGUUGGAGGAGGUUUUGAGGAACAGUGCCAUUGUCACCGCCCGGCCUCGAAAAAGUGUAAUGGAAAAGCAACCACCCAGGGCGGAACCAGGCUGGUUGGGGGUAGAACUGGUACAAUGGAAAAGGGGCUUUAGAAUGGUGAAAAAUCAAAAUGGUGUAAAGGGAAAAUUAAUGAUGCUAAAAAUGUGGAGAAAAAAAGGUUAGCGCGCCCUGUUUUUGUAGGUUUUAGCAGGCUACUUCCUGGUUCUACCAUUUACAUUCUGGUGCACGGUGAAGUGUCAUGUUGUGACUCAAAUAUCUAAAAGAGAUUGAUUUGUAAAACCUAGAGCAUCAUAUUUUUGUUUCUACGGUUUGUUUGUUAGCUAGUAGGUCCAACGUCGUGGCUUUGAUGGGACUAUACCAUUUUAAUUUUGCAUGGGGGAGGGCAGUUUCUUUGCGACUCCCCCCAGAGAAAAUACAUUCAAUAAUUUUAGUGUGUCGUAUUUUAGUUUGUACGUUCUUUUGCUAUUAGUAGGUCCUACUUCCUGGUUUAGAUGUGACUUUACCAUUUGCAUUCAGCUGGGGGGGAAUUGUACUAUUUUGAGUGAAUGCAAAAUGGUAGUGUCCCAUUGUUCUAAUCAUUCACGGACCAGAAAGUAGCCUGCCAGCUUGCUACCAAAUAAACAAAGCACACUUUUCACACAGACUUUGUCGGCGUUACAGUCAUGAUGGAACUGUCCCCCCACUCUCAGUUGUCUAAUCAUCCAUGAACCAGAAAGUAAACUGAUCCUACCAACAGUCAUACGAAAUAAAGUAUGCUCACCACAAAAUACACAUACAGGACACUUCCUUGUAAAGAAAAAAAAGGGGGGGGGGAACAACUUAAAAAAUUGUGAGCAGGCUGCUUCCAGGUCACUGUAGUUUUUUCUACUUUUGUUUGUGUAAUUUCUCUUUUUGACAUUUCAGUCGUGAUGGAACAACCACCUCCUUCAAAAGUAUAAACGGUCGAGUCCAAUUCAUGUCAUCGUCCAUUAACCAGCAAUUAGCUUGCUUACUACUUAUUAAGAAUUUUUUUUUACAUGUAAGUGUGCUAUGUAUUUUUGACAAAUAGCCUGUACUGUACAUUUAACUAUCUUAAAUUAUCAUUAGCGUCGGCGGACAUUUUACGCACUGUGCCACCAUUAGAGAUGCCUACUAUGUGCCAUGAGUUCUUAUUUCGUGUCUAUACUUCAAGCUCUUUGCUAGAAAGCCAUUUGAGCAUUUAUUCAAACUCAAAUAUUGAGCUUUAGGUCGAUGUAAAUUCCGUGUGAGUUUUUGACAUACUUGGCAAAUAAAAAGGAUUCCGAUGUACAGUAUUAGUAUACUCUUUGUUCUCACUAAAAUGACAAUUUAACCCACGAGUAAAAGAACGGGCACACGAGUAGAACUGUCUCGCAAGUAACAAUUAUCCACUAUUGCCUUCCGCUACUACAUCACAUUUUUGCACACUACUCGGUCAGCUUUGGCCAAAUUCUCCACAAGUAGACUUCUAUGCACUACUACAAGUGAAGGCCGAGAUGGUAACUCGGAGAAACUAUUCAACGUCAUUAGUCGUACUAGUGGCACUCAGUUGUCAAAUAGUGCACUUUUGCCUCCUAGUAGUACAGUUAACCCCCACAUAUUCACAGUUGGCCAUUCUCAAAUUCACCCAUUCAUGUGUUGUUUUUUUUUUUUUUAAAUAUAUAGGAACAAAGUUAUACUGUUAUUUGCUGAAAAACUCACAUAUUUGCUGUAUUUAUGCUCAGGCCACAGCCAUGUCUAAUAGAAAAAUAUUGCUUUGGCACCAUCUUGUGUCCACUUGGGGUCAACCCACUAUUUUGAAGUGAGGGGAGGAGCUUCAUUUCGUUUAUCUCAUUGUAAAAAAAGUCCUUUGCCACCAUCUUGUGGCAUCUAAUAGCCAAUUAAAAACCUUUUGGGAGGACGUCAAUUACACGCGGAUUUCAGCUAUUCGCGGCAGGGCUCAGUCUCUGUUCCCUGCAAAUAGCAGGGGUUCACUGUUUGCCAAAGUUGUCUGACUAGUGAGGACGAAGGGCAUACUAGUACAUGGACCUUAAAAUGCAUAGCAGGGAUAUCAAAUGGUGAACCACCUUUCCAUGCUUUGCCUUGUCUUUUGAUGUUUACGUUGCUCUUCUAGUAGUUUGGGUAUCCCCGAAAAUGCCUUAAAUGCUUCUUUUCCUGACUGUUGUCACCAUAAAAACGUGUAGGAGAGAUGACAUCUCUCCACUCAGGGGGAUGUUUGUUAUGCUGCAUUCAAUAAAACUGGGAAUUAUGCAACUUUGAAAUGUCACAGUUGACAACUUCAAAGCCCCGAGGCAAACGUCAUUUAAAAAUGUUGUUUUUAAAACUGUAUCUCCGAAAAAAAAACAUUGUCCAUUCGUAAAUGUCGGGACAAAAUGUGUCCUCCAAAGUGGAUGUAAAAUAACUUGUUGCGUGAUUGUACUUCAAAGUUCAAAAGCACUUUCCCCCAUGACUUUUCUGAUUUCCCAGUUUUAUGGAAUGCAGCACAAACUAACAGACUUGGGAUUGUUUAGUAGUGUUAGCAAACAGGUAAAUAAACACACUGUGAUGGUGUUGGAAGAGUAUAAAUAAUACAUGAUAGAUAUAUUUCUAUAUUUGGGCUGAAAGAGUUAAGCUAUGAUCAUUUACUCAUGGGUUUGUUGGAUUGUUGUAAAAAAUACAAUGUUAUUGUUGAUUAGCCUUUUGUUUCUGUGCCUGGGAUAAAUAAAGUGAACAUUUUGAACCUUU
Molecule: messenger RNA, 6537 nt
Organism: Phyllopteryx taeniolatus (common seadragon)
Lineage: Eukaryota; Metazoa; Chordata; Actinopteri; Syngnathiformes; Syngnathidae
Gene: lrp3
Product: low density lipoprotein receptor-related protein 3
Exons: 7
Coding region: 190-2529 (779 amino acids)
Cellular component (GO): plasma membrane
Molecular function (GO): protein binding
Source: RefSeq, a predicted model, not a curated record